This is a messenger RNA of Varroa destructor (honeybee mite), 2389 nucleotides long. RefSeq lists its product as uncharacterized. The record is from RefSeq and is a predicted model, not a curated record. Lineage: Eukaryota; Metazoa; Arthropoda; Arachnida; Mesostigmata; Varroidae.
UGAUCAACCCAAAACAAAGAUAUUUCAAUCUAGACUGUUUGAGAAACAAAAAAAUGAAAUUUCAACUCAGACUGCAUUUUUCUUAGAACAUGAUCAACCCAAAACAAAGAUAUUUCAAUCUAGACUGUUUGAGAAACAAAAAAAUAUUUCAACUCAGACUGCCUGAGCUCGAUUGAGAAUAUUUAUAAAAAGCAACACAAGUUUGCAUGAUCGACGUGAACGUUACAUACUCUAAUACCAUUUCCGGGUAGUUAGGGUUUAUGAAUGUUGGAUCUUUCUGAACCGCUUUCUCUGGAAGCUCAAUUUAUGGCAGUAAUUUAUAAAGGAAACAAUUUUCGGGUCUAGCCUUCUUCAAUCUUUGUGUUCUAAUCUUCAAGCUACUAUAUUUCGUUCGCGGCUUUUUCUUAGUAUAAAAUAUGACGUCACUUUUGUUCCAUCGUCGGCCUCUUCUCUUCCAGCGAUGUUUGCUUUCUUCCACUGUUAAAUAGCGCGAUUGAGUUAAACAAGUGUGAAAAUAGUCGUUGCUUCCCUAGAUGCGUUUUUGGCCUUACCGUCGCUUAAAAAUGAAAAGGAAGACUUAUAUCGCGUUAUGUGUAUAACCGGAACCUCAGGCUCGUGGGCUAUUGGGAGCAAUAUUCAUAUAUCUGAGGAAAUUCAUACCAACUGCAAUUUGUGAUGUUUCUUUUUUCUUACUGAUACCGUGGGCCCUUGCACCCAAUACAGGCAUUUCCAACAAUACAACGAUGAUAAUUUGUCUUCUACCUAACGAAACCGAAAUUCAUCGAAAUCAAUCAUCAUUAUCGUCAUAUGUUGUGUUCACUUCGCUGUACGCAUCGAGAACGAUGCAUUACAGCAGACUUCGGUUACUAAUCUGACAACAAAGCGUCUAAUCGUUUUCUCGGCUACGCAGGCAUCAACUUUCAGGGCAGCCUGCAGGCGUCUGCUAUAAUGUGGCCUCGCUAUCGUUCCGAAAACCACAUCAUGAACGCCACAUUUGAUACGUGAAACGUCCCGGCGGUACUUAGCGCGUUUGUCUUUUUCGAAAAAAAACUUGCGUCAGUGACUUAGAACGACCUAUGACCGGCAGGCUUAAAUAGGAUCGGAACUAUUGUUUGACACCGAUCUACGCCAAUCUAUCUUUUGCUCAGAUUUCGUUCUUCUCGAACUUGUUUACUUUGUCCUCGUUCUCUUUAACAGGGUAUCGGGACAGUGCUAAGCAUCAAUGAAUUGAGAUGCAUAUAAACCGAAAUAAUCCCAUGAAAGCGAUUGUCAUUUGGCUUGCCAUUCAUUUCUCUUGUGACAUCAGGCGACUGUGACCACGUUGGCGCAGUUCAAGCGUUACAGGAUAAUCUGUAUUCGACAAAUGGCGGCGUACAUGAGUUAGUAGUCCUUGCUUUGUCUAUCCUCGUGACCUAUAAACCUAGUGGAAUAAAUACCCGAAUUAAGUUAGCUUGAUCGGCGCGCGGGGGCUGUUUUCUCGUGGACAACAGAUCCACCUGAAAUGGCUAUCCAGUGGGGAUUGGUUUGUGCUUUUCUCGUCGUGAUUCUGCUCAUCAGUUCAGAGACUUCUGCCAUGUUCAUCAGUGACGUAAAAGAAGAAGUGAAAAAACCUUGUAGGUUUCCUGGAACACCAUGGCAUGGAAAGGUCGAGCCGUUGAUCUCACCUGCCAACAAGCGGGAAUUCCCUCAUAAAACCAAUGUCAGCUACUCCUGUGAUCCCGGCUACACGCUGGUUGGCAUGAAGAAGCGGCAAUGCGACAACGGAAAAUGGCGUAAUCCAGUUCCGAAGUGUCUACGCAAUAUGGCGUUGGAAAAACCAGUGUUCUUCGAUACUGAUUAUACACAUGCGAGCUACGCUGUUGACCAUGAUGAGAAUAGUUGCGUGGCAUCGAAGACCAAACAUGCAAAAUACACAAUGAUCGUCGACCUAAUCGAGCCCACUACGGUCAAGUUAAUCACUGUCCUAUUUGGAGAACCAGCAUUCAACGUGUCGGUAAUGAUACGAGUGGGUAGCCAUUAUCCAAACACAUCGAAAAUUUGUGGCCACAAAAUCCUCGACAUCGUUCCCGGUUUGCCCAACUAUUUCAGUUGUCGGGACAACCCAGUUGGCAGACACGUUUCCGUGCAGGUGACACAUUCGAAAGACAUAGUGAACUUCUGUAACUUACAAGUUCUUUCGGAAAGUGCCCUUGCUGCCCAGGACGUGUGCUCCAACCAAAAUGAUAAUCUAAAUACGACAAUUGGUUCCAUCGCUGCCCACACCAGGGGCUACAGCCCCGUUCUAAUUAAGAGAUUGAUUAUACUGCCAAUUUUUAAAAAUAUUGAGCGAUAUUUUGGAGAUUACAUGGAGAGGUUACAUGGAGUACGUGAGAAAUCGUCAAGCAAAUAG